AUGCUGCCUCAAAAGAGAGUUAAGCGUUCCCAGGCACAGAAUAGAGCUUCACAAGUUGGGAAUACUUUUCAAACCAGUCUGUCAGCCUGGAAAGUAAAACAGAAGCCAAGUGACUCAAAAAUCAUCUGGGAACAGAACAGUCCAAUGGCAGCUCAUGAACAUAUGGAUGAAGAUACUCUGCAAGUAGCAGUGGGAUACUUGGAGAAAGGUCCCAUUAAAAUUUCACAGAGUAAAGAUAAAAUUUUGGAAAAACAUUUGGAAACUGUGGAAAAUGUGGCUUGGAAAAAUGGGUUAGCUCCAGAAGUCAUUGAUAUUUUACUGAAUGUGGCUCUCAGUGGCAAAUUUGGAAAUGCUGUAAACACACGGAUACUGAAGUGCAUGAUUCCAGCUACUUUAAUAUUAGAAGAUUCUGUGGUUAAAGCAAUCUCCUGGAUCUGUGCUGGCAAGUGUUCUGGUAACACCAAGGUACUUUUCUAUCGUUGGCUGGUUGCAAUGUUUGACUUCAUUGAAAAUAAGGAGCAAAUUAACUUGCUUUAUGGAGUUUUCUUUGCUUCAUUGCAAGAUGAUGCACUGUGCCCUUAUGUCUGCCACUUGCUAUAUUUACUCACCAAAAAAGACAAUGUCAAGCCAUUUCGUGUAAGAAAACUGCUUGAUCUUCAGGCCAAAAUGGGAAUGCAACCUCAUCUCCAGGCUUUGUUGUCACUUUACAAGUGCUUUGCUCCUGCUUUGAUUUCUGUAUCUUUGCCUACAAGGAAGAAGAUCUACUUUAAGAAUUCAAAGGAUCUUUGGUAUUCAGCUGUGCUUGCUGUGAGACUUAGAAACCAUGGACCUUUUUCUGAACCUCUAAAACUGACAUUAAGUCCAGCUAAUUUACAUCCUCAAAAAAGAAAAUGGAAUUCUCACUUAGUUAUUCCAGGGCUAAAGUCUGGUAACUAUGCUAAUGGAUGUGGAAAAAAGGAGAUGAGUCUUUCUGAUUGUCUUAGUUGCAGUGGAUCACUUCCAGUAGAGCAGCUUAAGAGCUUCCCUGUACUCUUACAAAACAUGCAUUGCUUAGAGCUGCCUUCUCAGAUGGGCUCAGUGCUAAACAACUCCCUGCUACUUCACUAUAUGAACUGUGUCAGAGAUGAGUCAAUCUUACUGAGGCUGUACCACUGGUUGAGUCAAACAUUACAAGAAGAAUGUAUUUGGUAUAAGGUGAAUGAUUAUGAACAUGGAAAAGAAUUUACCACCUUCUUGGACACAGUCAUCAGGGCAGAGUGCUUCUUACAAGAGGGGUUUUAUUCCUGUGAAGUUUUCCUGUACAAGAGCAUUCCUCUCUGGGAUGGCAUCUGUUGUCGGUCACAGAUCCUUCAGCUUGUGAGCUGGAUUCCUUUUAGUAGCUUCUCUGAGGUGAAGCCACUACUUUUUGACCACCUGACACAACUCUUCUUUACAUCAUCCAUUUAUUUCAAGUGUAGUGUUCUUCAGUGUUUAAAAGAGCUACUGGAGAAUUGGCUGUUAUGGCUUUCUACGGACAUCCACAAGAAACUUACGAGAAGUCCUCUGUGA
Octodon degus (degu) is the source of this 1548-nucleotide messenger RNA. RefSeq names its product centromere protein I (gene Cenpi). The coding region runs from base 1 to 1548 and encodes 515 amino acids. NCBI's taxonomy places the organism in Eukaryota, Metazoa, Chordata, Mammalia, Rodentia, Octodontidae. The transcript has 14 exons. The record is from RefSeq and is a predicted model, not a curated record. Gene Ontology annotation, cellular component: kinetochore.